This is a messenger RNA of Adineta steineri, 1212 nucleotides long. NCBI's taxonomy places the organism in Eukaryota, Metazoa, Rotifera, Eurotatoria, Adinetida, Adinetidae. The record is from the annotation of a GenBank genome assembly.
AUGCAUCGAACAGAUUCCUAUUUUCGACGUAAUCCAGGUGGUAGUAGUUUACGUAGAUUUAGUUUUCGUCGUAAACCAACGAAAGAAUUUAUACCUGUACCAACAUCAACAUGGACAUUUAAUGAUGAAAGUCAUGAGUGGCAAUUACUUCGAGAGGAUGGUGCUCAUAUUCAACUUGUUUACAAUAAAACUGAACAUAUACCAUUAAAAGAUUUUGCUGCAGAAAUUCGUGGUGGAAAAGAUAUAAAAGAAUUUAUUCUUAGUGCACUUGUACUUCUUGAUGUACAAGAUACAUCAAUAGGAGAUUUAUUAGAAAUGAUUUUACGACAAAUAAAACAAACAAAUAUACCACAUAAUGGUGGUGGAACAACAUCACCAACACUGUCAGUAUCAAAUGCAACGACAACAAUGAUAAGCAAUACGGUUGGCAGUAUGAGUGGACAUCGAGAAAAUUUAAAUGUUGAAGAAAUUAAACAGGCUUUGUUUGUAAAUGAUAGAGUCCGAAUAUUAGCAAAAACUCUUCAAGCAACAACUGCAACUGAAACAAAUUGGACAUAUGAUCAAUCAUGGUUAGCAAUUAUGUGUACAUCACCAUCAAUUCUUAAACGACAUGUUGCUAUAGCUCGAUUAAAAAAUCCAUGUAAUUUAGGACGUAAUUGUCAAGAAGCACGUUUUAUUGUUUUUAUUCUAUCACCGAUGAAAGAAAAAGGUACAAAAAAUUUUCUUGAGACUGGUCGAACAUUUGCAACAAUAUUUGCUGAUAUUGAAUUACGUGCUAAAUUAUUAAAAGCAGCAACACAACAAGAAUUUAUUUCUAUUAUUGAUAAACAUACAGAUCAUUUAAUGGAACAACAAACAGCAGUAACACGAACAUCUCUACCAGAUCCUUUUGAUGAUAUUAAUACGAAUGCUGAAACAUCCAAAGAUCAGAUAUAUUAUUGUCCAUUACCUUCUGAUAUUUGUCUAGAUUUAUCACGUCGUUUACCACAUUAUUUCUCUGAUUAUUAUGAUAUUUUUAAAACUGAUCGUGGCCCACAAAAAGUUCUAUCAACAGCUGUAUUUCUUUAUUUUGCUUGUCUUUUACCAAGUAUUGCUUUUGGUGUACUAAAUUCGCAAGCAACAAAAAAUGAAAUUAGUAAGCACAAUAAAUAUGUUUUCUUUCGCAAACAACAAAAAAAAAAGAAAGAAAAGCAUUUAUUUAUAAGUAAAUAA